Lethenteron reissneri (Far Eastern brook lamprey) is the source of this 3373-nucleotide messenger RNA. Its product is annotated as neurotrophin receptor-interacting factor homolog. The record is from RefSeq and is a predicted model, not a curated record. Gene Ontology annotation, biological process: regulation of transcription by RNA polymerase II. Gene Ontology annotation, molecular function: RNA polymerase II cis-regulatory region sequence-specific DNA binding; DNA-binding transcription factor activity, RNA polymerase II-specific. NCBI's taxonomy places the organism in Eukaryota, Metazoa, Chordata, Hyperoartia, Petromyzontiformes, Petromyzontidae.
GAUGGACAGUGCCGCGGAGUGGUCGCGUGUGUUGGAGACGCGGGGCUGAGCGAGGCGGCUCGUCCUCCUCGUCCUCCUCGCUCUCCCCAUCUCUCUCUCAUCUCCUCUCUCUUCUCUCUGCAUCGGUGUAGGAGGAGGAGGAGGAGGAGAGAGGCACCCCCGGGGGCGAGCAGACGUGUGACCGCAAGGCUCGUGGACCCCCUCGCGACUCGCGUUGCUGCAAGCCGCCGGGUGAGGCAGCUAGGCCAGGGCAGAGGGCUGCGAACUGUUAGGCCAUGGCCACGGCGGCAGUGGCGGCCGCAGUGGUGUCCCACAUCAACCCGCGUCAGGACUUCCCAGCGUGGCUGGCCGCUCACGGCGUGAGCCUCAGCGUGGCCGAGGCCGUGGACCGGGAGCUGGGCAUCGGCGACUACGAGGCCUUCCUGGCGUGCGCCGAGCAGCCCCACGUCAGGGCCGAGAUGUUCGCCGCCGCCAGGGAGCGGCUGCCCUUCGCCUUCUACGCCGUGCUGCGCCGCCUCACCGAGGCCUCGUCCCCCAAGGGCCACGACGGGGCCGGCGGGGCCUGUGGAGGCGGCCUCCAGGCCACCGGCGUGAUGGCGUUCCAGCCGUUCCUCAGCGGCCUGCUGGACGCCAUCGUCCUCAUGCUCAGCAGUCUCAGCCAGGAGCUGCUUCAGUCGGUGGAGAGGUUCAGUGACCUUCACGGUCUGCUGUACGUCACCACGGAGGAAAAGGCAGAGGAGUCAAAUCACCACCGUGGGGAUGCUGCUCUUGACUCGAGCUUCGCCGAGGAGUAUGAGGACGAGGUCUCUGAGAACAUGAACGAGUUCUCGGCAGAGAAGGACUUCCAAGAAGGAAGGGGACCGAAUGACAGGUGGCCCGAGUCGAACUGCUUUCACAGCGAGGGUAUGAUUGCAGACGAAGCCGGCAGGUCGGAAGACGAGCGCGAGCACACUCCGGAAGAGAUGCUGCCCGACGGGCCGGAGGAUGGCGCCGUCGAGGGCCACGCUUGGGGCGUCGUGGGCGUGAAGGCCGAACCCAUCGCGGACGAGGCCGGCAGGUCCGACGGCGGCGGCGGCGGAGAUCGAACCCCGGACGAGAUGCUGCCCGACGCGCCGGAGGAUGGCGUGGCCCGGGGCAACGUGUGGGGCGUGCUGGGUGUGAAGGCGGAACCCAUCGCGGGAGGCAACGGCAGCGAGGACAUGAUGUUCGGGGCCGGUGCUACACAGCACCCGAAGUUCCGGUCGUUCGGCCCCUUGGCAAAAGCGAGGCUUCCCCCUCACCAGUCGUACGGCCUGUUGCCGGACGGCGAGCCGGCGUGCCGCCCGCCCAACCUCGGCGAGCCGUUUGGCGACGCGAGAAUGGGCGGCGAGUGUCCCGGCUCGGACUCGACGGGCGAAGGCUGCUCCGACGAGCUGGCCGGUGAAUUUGGGGCCGGCCCGUUCACGUGCACCGACUGCGGCCUCGCGUACAGCGACACGGACAAGCUGUGGCGGCACCAGGCGUUCCGGCACGGCGGCGAGAAACCGUACGUCUGCGACGUGUGCCGGAGCCGCUUUUCGCUGGUGCGGAACUUGAACCAGCACAAGAAGAUUCACACGGGCGAGAAGCCCUUCGUGUGCGAAGAGUGCGGCAUGAGCUUUGGCCGCAAAUACCACCUGCACAGACACAAGAAGAUCCAUACCAUCUUAUAACGACAAGACAUGUCAAGUGCACUGUGGUCGUUUUUUAUAUAUAUAUAUUCCCAAUGGUAACGGUUACAUGUGAUCUGAUUUAGCACCAGAAAUGCAAAAUGAAUGCGGUUAUAAUACGAAGCAAGUGCUGUCAGAUCUGUGGGUGGAUUCUGCUAUUUGUUGUGCUGCUUGUUCAAGCCAUAUGGACCUUCCUUGUUGGAGAAAACUCGUCUCGAUUGAUUUGGGGUGCUGCAUUGGACACUUCGUUCUUGAACUGUCCUUGCCCUCAUCUCUGCAGAGCAAGCGUUUGUUAAACAGCAGCACAAACAUAUGCAUAACUAAUGGGAAUGAUUUUAUUUUGCAUUGCUCAGUGGUGCAAUUUGCAUAUAUUUGGGUACGUUUUUGGACAAAUGUGGCCAUGAUGCUGGCACAGGUAAGUCCGUGGUCUCACGGGGUCUUUCAUACCUGCGACCUAUCAUAUGGGACGUCCUUGCCGAAGGUCGCCUGGUUAAUUUGGCAACGCUCCUUGCAAUGCUUCUGUUGGGGGCGCAGAGAACGAGGCUUAGAUUUGGCGUUGCCCUGGAGACACCCACUCGGAUGUGCUAAAAGCGAAAUUAACACAUCCAUUGCAUCCUCCGCUCACACCCUGACAGUAUGCGUAUUGUGAUUUUUAUAUAUUGUUAUUAAGGGACCCCUCUUGCCAGCAUCAAAACAUAAGAAUUGGUUUUACCCUUUCUGGCAAUAAAACAGGUGUUCAGAUGUUAAAACACCAAACAGAUUCUCCUUGCAAGGAAUCGCGUCUACAUUUUGUGGUGAACAUGCAAACCACGUUCACCACAAGCAUGUGUGGUUAAUGCAGACGUGAUUCCUUGCAAGAGUUUUCUGUUUGGUGUUUUAACAUCUUAACACCUGAGUUCUUGCCAGAAAGGAUGAGACCAAUUCUUAUUGUUAUUAAGCAAUGAAUAGGAAAUUAUUGUUUUCAUGGACGGUUACAUUUCGGCAGCUGCAUUCUUGUGAGUUGUACCGGUAGCUCUCUGUGCCACUGACUUAAUGGAGGAGUCGGAUACUUAUAUGAUUUGUGCUGGGAAUAUGCAAUCAUCUAGUUAGCCUAAAUUAAGAUACCCAGCUAAAUCAGUUUUGAGGAUGGAAUUUAUUUAUUGUUCUUAGUUUUAUAAUAAUAAAAUGAAUUGAGUCUUCAUGUUUAUGAUUAUAUUUUUCAUGCCAUUAAAGUAAUGCCAUAUAUGUUAUCUCAAAUGAAAUUCAGCAGAGUACAUUUGUUUCCUUGUGUGUUUAAAACUCACGUGCCAUCGCACACAUUCAUAAUAUGCCUUUUUAGUUGUCAGAAAAUAUUUAGCAUAAGGCAAAUACAUUUGAACAUGUACUACAUUGAAUAUGGGUUACCAAAAGUUACCAACCAAUAUAAAAAAAACAAUGAUGUCUCUUCCCCAGUUACGCUGCAGUUGUGCCAUCAGCUGUGAGAUGAACAUGUUUACAUGAAGCUUGCAGAACGUAGCGCAUACAUCGAUACUCGAGACCAGGCUCCCUGCAAGGUUCCAAACGAGAACUUUCAAGGCCCCGUUAAUGUCCUUGUCCCACACUUGAUGGUGCCCUGCUGCUGUGGACAUGCUCACCACAAGGCAAUCAGACUGAAAAUGUUAUCCUCAGAGCAGGAAAUAUGUCAAGAUAUUGAUAAUUCACCAUUG